CAUAUACCUCCAACACUAUGAUGUGGUUUUCAAAGAAGAACCAUUCGUGUGGGUCUUUCCUGAGGGUCCUUCAUAUUCAAAAUAUUUAUUUAUUCAACCCCACGUUUUUCUUUCCUUCCCUAACCCUUCUCUCUCUUUUCCUUCUACUUAAAUCCUCCUUCCCCUCCCUCCAUUUUCCACUCAUCUCAUCUACACUUUCCCUCCCUCACAAAACACUAAUCACACCCCCUUUCUCACCAUCAUACAAUCUACACCCCCUCUUACCAAAACAACAUUAUACUUUGUUCCUUAAAAUCACCAAAACAAAACACAAUGGUUGAUGAUUCACCUUCUCCACCUUCACCUUCAUCACCACCACAAUCAUUGACUUGUUCAAGUGAUGAAGAAAAGAGAGCAAAGAAAAGAGAAAGAGAUAACAACAAAAACAUAAACACUAACACAAACACUAAUCAUCCAGUUUAUAGAGGAGUUAGAAUGCGCACGUGGGGAAAAUGGGUUUCUGAAAUCAGAGAACCAAAGAAGAAAAACCGAAUCUGGCUUGGAACAUUCGAAACAGCCGAAAUGGCGGCGCGUGCACACGACGCAGCAGCACUAACCUUAAAAGGCUCAUCCGCAUUCCUUAACUUCCCCGAACUCUCAUCUUCACUUCCAAAACCAGCUUCCACCUCACCCAAAGAUGUUCAAGCCGCCGCUGCCAAAGCCGCUCUCAUGAUCCCUCCGCCACCUCUCUCACCGGAACCUUCUACUUCCUCCUCCACCUCCACCACCACCACUACCUCAACGUCCACAUCCUCCUCCUCUUUAUCUUCUUCUUCUCCGAUGCCGGAAGAUCUCGUUGAGAUUGUUGAACUACCACGACUCGGAACAUGUUUUGAAACACUUGACCCGAGUAACGAGUUAGUGUUUUUUGACUCGGUUGAUUAUUCAGAAUCAUGGUAUCAUGGCAUUUAUGAUGAUGAAGAAGAGAAUGGUUAUGGGAGUGGAUGCAACUUCAACUUGAUAUCAAUGCAUGACCCAGAAAACACGGUUCUUUCAUUGUGGUCUUGAUGAACAACUGUUGUUAAUGUCACCUACCCUUUUUUGGUGUGUCUUUUUUUUUUUUUUCUUAUUUGAAUUAUUGCAUAUAGUAGUGCUUUUAAAUUAAUUACUUUAGUAGGGGUCCUUUGGCAAUUUUUAUUUCAAGGGGGCUAAAAUAUAAAUAUGGAUGUAAUUUUUUUUGGCUAUAUUUAUGUGGAUGAUAUAUUAUCAAUUUUGAUCAAGACAUUUUUUUAUAUAAUGA
Molecule: messenger RNA, 1279 nt
Organism: Vicia villosa (hairy vetch)
Lineage: Eukaryota; Viridiplantae; Streptophyta; Magnoliopsida; Fabales; Fabaceae
Product: ethylene-responsive transcription factor TINY-like
Exons: 1
Coding region: 313-1047 (244 amino acids)
Biological process (GO): regulation of DNA-templated transcription
Molecular function (GO): DNA binding; DNA-binding transcription factor activity
Source: RefSeq, a predicted model, not a curated record